UGACCUGCUGAGCGCUAGCGUGCUGAGUGCUGACCUGCUGAGUGCUGGCCUGCUGAGUGCUGCCGUGCUGUGUGGUGGCCUGCUGUCUUGCUGAGAGGUGGCCUGCUGUCCUGCUGAGUGCUGUCUGGCCCCUCCCUCCUCUCCAUUAUGAAGUUCACGAAGACCGAAGUUGGCAAUGGCCCCGUGGAGGAGGACCAGGAGGGCGGGAGGGACGGGGAAGAGGAGGAGGAGGAGGACGAGGGCGACAUUGAAGAGUUCCUCAAGCUGGAUGCUGAGUUGGACGCGCUGAGCUCUGCACUUGACACCCUUGAGCAGCGCAACGACGCCAUCAACGACAGACUUCGCAAGAUCCUGGAGGAGAACCGCGCCAUCCGGGAGGCAGCGGCGGCGGAGGUGGCGGAGGCGGUGAAGAAAACGGAGCAAGAGCGGCAGUAGAUGGCAAGGGGCGCUGUACCUCAUGUGACGGAGGGCCGCGAGGAGGUGGAGACAGUGCACGCAGCCUCAGCCAGCCACCUCCAAGACGCCAAGGGAACAGAACAAGCCCCCCACACACUGCCAGCUGUACCACCACCCUCCACACGGCCCUGAGAUCACAAGUGUGCGCCUCGGUAGAGCUAGAAGAGGUAGAAGAAAUCACUGGUUGUUAAAAGUAGAUUCGAUAGAGACCGUAAAAUUGUAACCUGUAGGGAAUGUCGACGGAAAAGAUCUUGGUUGGUAAGGUUCGCUGUGUCUUGAUCCUGUUAAAAGUUGAUUCGAUAGAGACCGUAGACUUGAAACUGUUAUGUGUGGUUGACGGGGAAGAUCUCGUUUGGUGGAGGUUGAUGUAGCUGUGUCCUGGUUUACACGAGUGGUUGUUUGGGUGGUUCAGAGCGCUCAUGUGUGUCCGGGAAGGCAUUGUUCUUUCUCUGCAUCUUUUUCUUCAUCUUUUUUCUACUUUUCUUCUUUCAUGGCACCACUGAAAAUGAUAACAAUAACUUAGCUUGUGGGGAUGAACUUAAUUGGGUACAUUU
Molecule: messenger RNA, 1010 nt
Organism: Eriocheir sinensis (Chinese mitten crab)
Lineage: Eukaryota; Metazoa; Arthropoda; Malacostraca; Decapoda; Varunidae
Product: UPF0184 protein AAEL002161-like
Exons: 3
Coding region: 148-435 (95 amino acids)
Source: RefSeq, a predicted model, not a curated record